UCGACGUCGCCGUCGUCGUCGUCGUCGUCGACGUCGUCGUCGUCGUCGUCGCUGCCGUCAUCUUCAUCAUCAUCAUCACCGUUUUGGUGCUGGUGUUGUUUGUGGUGAUUUUUGUGGUGCUGGUAGUGGUGGUGUCGGUGGUUGUUGUGCGGCGUCGUCGUUGUCGUCGUGCGUUAAUCGUCGUCGUACGUAAGUCGCCGCCGUGCGUCGUGCCUCGUCCGGCGCGAUUCCAUAAGUGCGUGAUUUUAUUUAACUCAGCUGCUUCGUAUUAUUAUUCUUAUUCUUAUUCUUAUUCAUCGUCCACAUCGUCAUUAUCUUUAUCCUUCUCGUCGUCGUCGUCGUCUUCGUCGUCGUCUUCAUCGUCGUCGUCGUCGUCGUCGUCGUCGUUGUCGUUGUUGUUAUUAUUAUCAUCAACGAACAAGUACAAGUACACUGAUUACAAUAAUACUGUUAAAAUACUGCCAGUGCCCGCCAUAUCAAUUUAUUAUACGUUAACGUCGUCGUCGUCGUCGUCGUUGUCGUCCAUAACCUCUUCGUCGUCGUCGUCGUCGUCGUUGCCGUUGUUCUUAACCUCUUCGUCGGCGUCGGCGUCAUUUGAAAAAAAAUUAUUAUUAUUAUCAUCAUCAUCAUCAUCAUUAUUAUCAUUAUUAUUACUACUACUAUUACUAUAUAUAUGUAAAAUAUAUAAAUUCACACGUCGUCGCCGGAUCGUCGUCAUACAUCAUUCGUCGUCGUCGUCGUCGUCGUCGUCGUCGCCGUCGUCGUCGUCGUCGUCGUCGUCGUAUACAAGAAACAAUCCUUUCGUCGAUAUGCUGAAGAAGUAAAAUAUCAUCGUGAAAGGAGUUUAAGAACUCGGCUGGAGGAAGCAUGGCCGACCACCUGGUGGACGGUCCGCCUAGCAAGCGACCGAAACUCGAUCCAUUUCAGGGUCCUUCUGAUUCAGCAGUGGGUAUGGCGCCUCUAAUGAUGCACCAUGCUUAUACAAACUACGGGGGAGGUGGCAGUGGUAACAUGCAACAAAUGCAGGGCCCGCCACAACAGCUACACCUGCAACAGCAUCAGCUGGAGCUACAUUGGAACAACCAUAUCGUCCAGAAAAGAAAUUACAUAACAAACACAGAUAUGUUUGAUCUUGAAAAUGAUCUACCUGAUGAUCUACUAACGUCGGGAUCUUGGGGAUCUGCUACUGAAAGUGCUAAACCACCGGCGACAGGCCCUGGUCCAGGCCCAGGGCAACAAAAUGGGACACUUGAAUCAGAAUUACGUCAGCAUGUACAACAACAGCAACAGCAGCAACAACAGCAGCAACAACAACAACAACAACAACUAUCUCAUCAUCUUAUCCAGCAGCAGAUUUUUUCCAAUCAGGGAAAUAAAAACUUGGUUGCGAAUUCUUUGGUAAUGGCUGCUGGAAGUUUGGGUAGCAAAAGUCCAAACAUGCAAUCUCCACCAAACGUUUCCGUCUCUAAAGGAGUAGUCGAUCCACAAAUGGUCGUCAGCCUUGGAAACUUACCUAGCAGUAUAGCUAGUUCUUUGGCAAACAAUCAAAUGUCCAUUGCAAAUUCAAUGGGAAAUCUUCAAUCGUCAAUGAGUAUGGCCGGAACUAAUCCAACUAUGUCUAUGCCGGGUGCAAUGAACUCUGGUUUAGUAAUGACGAGUAGUGCCAGUGGAAAUAAUAGUAUGGGUGGAAUGGCAGGUGGAAGUUUAAUUGUAACCAACAGUUUAAACAAGCAACCACUAAAUACAGUAUCCAUGAUGGGCCCUAAUACUCAAGGGAUUCAUCAUCCUAGCGGGCCUCAUGGUGUAGCUCAAAUGCAAAAUGGUCCUGGAAUGAUUAAUACCAGAGCUGUAGCUAUGCAGCAACAGCAGCAAGCCCAUAUGGUAGGUUCUGCAAAAGGACAGAGUCCUCACCAACAAGUACAUCAAGUUGGAAUAGUUGGUCCAGGACAAGGUGGUCCAAGAAUGCAAGCACCUCCCAAUAUGACAAAUAUGCCCAAUAUGGGACAACUUGGUGCUUCCAGUCCAUACGGUUAUGGAUCUCCGGGUACUGGAGCAGGCCCUGGAGCUACCGUGUGUACUAACAAUCCUGUUGGCGUAAUUGCACCUCAACAGAAAGCUGUAACAACAAAUAUGGCUGCUAUGCAAGCUGGAAGAUUUGGAGCUUCGGAUGGUCCUAUCGGUACCACGAAUGUUACAGGUGGUCAAGAAGGUGGUAUGGCACAACAAGCACAACCACCUGCACCAAGUCCAGCUCAACCUCAAUCAGGAGCACCGAGUGGUGGACAACCAGGACCUCAACAAGCUACUCAAAGUCAGAUGCCUGGUACUGGUGCGCCAACGGGUGCUUCAAAAUCGACUGCGGAUCCAGAAAAGCGUAAAUUAAUCCAACAACAAUUGGUACUCCUUCUCCAUGCCCAUAAAUGUCAAAGACGAGAGAGCCAAUCUAAUGGUGAAAUGUGGCAAUGCACGUUGCCUGACUGUAAGACUAUGAAAAAUGUUUUGACGCAUAUGACUACCUGCCAAGCGGGUAAAAAUUGUACAGUGCCACACUGUAGUUCAUCUAGACAAAUUAUUAAUCAUUGGAAACACUGUAAUAGAAGUGACUGUCCUGUUUGUUUGCCUUUAAAACAAGCAAGUAGAAAUAGGACUACAAAUUCUGUUGGAGCUACUCAACCAAAUCCAAGCCCAUCAGAGAUGAGGAGAGCAUAUGAUGCUUUGGGUAUAACGUGUCCUACGACAACUACUGGCCUGUUAGCACCUCAAGGUGUCGGUAGAGGUGUUAGAAUGCCAUCUGUUGCAAUGCAAGGACCACCUGGUACCAUUGGUAACGUUAGAUUGACGCAACCUCAAACACAAGCUGCACCAGGACAAUCUGUGGUUGGUGCAGGUCAACAGGUAGUAGCCCCAAACGUAUCCUUACCAUUAAAUUCGGAUCCUAAUACGGUUGGUGUAGCUGGUAAUCAAACCGCUCCAACGAGUGGUCCAAUGCCAGCAGCAGCGGCAACAGCGGCUAAUAUACAACAAUCCGUAAACAUGCAACAAUUAUUUGGUGGUUUCAACGAGUCAGGACAGCCAGGUGUUUUAGGAGAAAACAAACUUUCCGGUUUACAAUUACCUGCUGGACUUCAACCAGGACAAGUAACUGCUACUCCAGUACAAGAGACUAAAAUUUGGCAUCAAUCGGUAACGGCAGAUCUAAGGAAUCACUUAGUUCACAAAUUGGUCCAAGCAAUAUUUCCAACUCCUGAUCCGCAAGCGAUGCUCGACAAAAGGAUGCACAAUUUAGUGGCAUACGCAAGGAAAGUAGAAGGCGAUAUGUACGAGAUGGCCAAUUCUAGGUCGGAGUACUAUCACUUGUUGGCCGAGAAAAUUUAUAAAAUACAAAAGGAACUGGAGGAGAAACGUCAGAAAAGAAAAGAGCAACAGCAACAGCAAUUGCAAGCGGCCCAACAGCAACAACAGCCUCAACCAUCGGGCGCGGCUGGUCCUGAUUUACGGCCUUGUGCACCACAGGAUGUUGGUAGGAUUUUACCAUCAAGGCCGAUCGGCAAAGUACCACCUAAUUUAAGGAGGCAUUCACCUAACAUGGGCCAAAUUGGACCAUUAUCGGGCAUGGGCAUUCAACAUAAUCGAAUGCAAUUUCCACAACAACAACAACAACAACAGGCUGCUCAGCAACAGCAGCAGCAGCAGCAGCAACAACAACAGCAAGCUCAACAGGCACAGCAAGCUCAACAGGCACAGCAAGCUCAACAGGCACAGCAAGCUCAACAGGUACAACAAGCUCAACAAGCACAGCAAGCUCAACAAGCACAGCAGCAACAAAUACAGCAACAGCAGCAGCAGCAGCAACAACAACAACAGCAAGGAUUACUUGUUGGGCCUUCUGGUCCCAGUCCAAAUGGACAAUCAACAUCUAAUCCAAGUAUGGUUCAAAAUUCCGGUCUUAGUCCAUUCGGUCAGGCACAAAUGUCGCAGGCUAAUUUAACCACGACAACUACAUCAGCAACGACUAGUCAAUUUCCAACCUCCAAUGGCACUUCCAGUUUACCUAACAGUAGUCCCGUACAAAAUCAACAUCAAUUUCCUGAUAUCAUGAAGGUCAGGCUUGCUCAAGUUCAAGUGGUACAACAACAGCAACAACAACAACAGCAACAGCAGCAGCAGCAACAACAACAACAACCGCAAAGUGUGCCACAACAACAGCAACAACAACCACAAAGUGUACCACAGCAGCAACAACAACAACAACAACCACAAAGUGUGCCACAACAACAACAACAACAACAACCACAGCCACAACCACAAAGUCAACAACAACAACAACAACAACCAACAAGUACUUCGAAUCAAAGUGCCGCAGCUACUGCAAUGCCACAAGCACCGUCGCCGUUCAGUAAUAUACAACAACAACAAACUAAUCAGCAACAAAAUCAACAAUUUAGUAAUAAUCGACCAUUGUCAGCUUCUACGCCUGGUGAUCCUAGCAUAACCACAACAACACCACAAACUAUACCACCUCCUGCAUCAAGUGGACCCAUUCCUAGUCCUGUUACAACAACAAAUGGACCUCAGUCUACAACUUCCACCCCUAAUACGCCAAUAGUUCCUUCGUUAAUGACUCCAAAUCAGACUGUAUCUUCCGCUAAUCAAACCCCACCUCAUCCGGGUACGACACCAUCGCCAGCUGGCCUUGCAAGUUUGGGAAAGGGUAUGACUUCCCAGGAAAGAGCUGCGUUAAAUGCCCCAAGAAGUUCAUCGAUGUCUUCGCAAAUGGCCGCUAUUACGGCGGCCUUGGAUCGUGAUAAUUCUCCUAGUCCGCCAAUGAACAAUAAUAAAGGAAAAUUGGAUUCGAUUAAAGAGGAAAAUAUGAAGAUGGAAAUUAAGCAAGAGGACGGUUCUGAUAUUGAAUGGUUAAGGGAUAGGAUGGACGGUGGUAAAAAUGUUAACAAUGAUGUAUCGAUUAAAACCGAAAUUAAAAGUGAACCAAUGGAGGAAGGUUCAGCCGAGGGUGUUGUCAAAGAUGAAUCAUCUGGUAUAAAAGAAGAGACAGUUACUUCAAUGUCAAGUCAAGAUACGACAACGUCUGAUAUAAAACCUCUUGUUCCUGAACCAAUACAACCUAGCGGUACAUCAUCCGAUAAAAAAAGAUUGUGUUUGUUUAAACCCGAUGAAUUACGCCAAGCACUUAUGCCAACGCUUGAUAAAUUGUAUCGACAGGAUCCAGAAUCUUUACCAUUCAGGCAACCAGUUGAUCCACAAGCAUUGGGCAUACCUGAUUAUUUUGAUAUUGUUAAAAAACCAAUGGAUCUUUCAACGAUCAAAAGAAAAUUAGAUACAGGACAAUAUAGUGAUCCUUGGGAAUAUGUCGAUGAUGUUUGGAUGAUGUUCGACAAUGCUUGGCUUUAUAAUCGCAAAACUUCUCGAGUUUAUAGAUAUUGUACAAAGUUAUCAGAAGUUUUUGAACAAGAAAUAGAUCCAGUAAUGCAAGCUUUAGGAUACUGUUGCGGUAGGAAAUACACAUUCAACCCACAAGUACUCUGUUGCUAUGGGAAGCAGCUGUGUACGAUACCAAGAGAUGCUAAAUACUACUCAUAUAAGAACAGUCUAAAGGCAUAUGGUCUUAUUUCCGACAGAUACACCUUCUGUCAGAAAUGUUUCAACGACAUACCUGGUGACACUGUGACGUUAGGAGAUGACCCAACACAACCACAAACUGCCAUCAAGAAAGAACAGUUCCAGGAGAUGAAGAAUGAUCAUUUAGAAUUAGAGCCUUUUGUUGUGUGCACAGACUGCGGUAGGAAAGUACAUCAAAUUUGUGUAUUACAUAUGGAACAAAUUUGGCCAUUAGGAUUUACCUGUGAUAAUUGUCUAAAGAAGAAAGGACAGAAGCGUAAAGAGAAUAAGUUUAACGCCAAACGUUUGCCGGUAACAAAAUUAGGAACGUAUAUUGAAACGCGCGUGAACAAUUUUCUUAAGAAGAAGGAAGCUGGCGCCGGUGAGGUAGCCAUUAGAGUUGUUGCAUCUAGUGAUAAAGUAGUAGAAGUUAAACCAGGAAUGAGAAGUAGAUUCGUAGAGAAUGGUGAUAUGCCUGGUGAAUUUCCAUACCGUGCUAAGGCAUUAUUUGCAUUUGAAGAGGUCGACGGUACGGACGUAUGUUUUUUUGGUAUGCACGUACAAGAAUAUGGAAGCGAAUGCACUCCACCAAAUACAAGAAGAGUUUACAUAGCGUACUUGGAUUCUGUACAUUUCUUCCGGCCUAGACAAUUUCGUACUGCUGUUUAUCAUGAAAUACUUCUUGGAUAUUUAGACUACGCUAAACAACUUGGUUAUACUAUGGCUCAUAUUUGGGCUUGUCCACCAUCGGAAGGAGAUGAUUAUAUAUUCCACUGCCAUCCUCAAGAACAAAAAAUUCCUAAGCCUAAGCGAUUGCAAGAGUGGUAUAAGAAAAUGUUGGACAAAGGAAUUAUGGAAAGAAUAGUACUCGAUUACAAGGAUAUUUUGAAACAAGCGAUGGAGGAUAAAUUAUCCUCGGCAGCAGAUUUGCCAUAUUUUGAGGGUGACUUUUGGCCGAAUGUGUUGGAAGAAAGUAUUAAAGAAUUGGAUCAAGAAGAGGAAGAGAAACGUAAACAAGCUGAAGCUGCAGAGGCUGCCGCAGCUGCAGCAAAUGCUAUCUUUUCGUUGAAUGAAGAUUCAGAAACUGGUCCGGAUGGUAAGAAGAAAGGACAGAAAAAGGCUAAGAAGUCUAAUAAAUCUAAAGCGAAUCAAAGAAAAAAUAGUAAAAAGUCUAACACUCCUCAAACUGGUAAUGAUCUCUCUGCUAAAAUAUUUGCGACCAUGGAGAAACACAAGGAAGUUUUCUUCGUAAUUAGGUUGCAUAGCGCUCAAAGUGCAGCCAGUUUAGCACCAAUUCAAGAUCCAGAUCCUGUUAUUAAUUGUGAUCUUAUGGAUGGACGUGAUGCUUUCUUAACAAUGGCUAGAGAAAAACAUUACGAGUUCUCAUCGUUAAGACGAGCGAAGUUUAGCUCGAUGUCAAUGUUAUAUGAAUUACAUAAUCAAGGUCAAGACAAAUUCGUUUAUACUUGUAAUAAUUGUAAGAGUCACGUUGAAACGAGAUACCAUUGUACUGUCUGUGAUGAUUUUGAUUUAUGCAUCAGUUGUAAAGAAAAGGAUGGACAUCCUCAUCAUAUGGAGAAACUUGGUUUAGAUUUGGACGAUGGAUCAUCGCCAGUUGAUGCAAAACAAGUUAAUCCACAGGAAGCAAGAAAACUCUUGAUACAAAGAUGUAUUCAAUCAUUGGUACAUGCUUGCCAAUGUAGAGAUGCUAAUUGUCGGUUACCAAGUUGUCAAAAGAUGAAGAGAGUAGUAACGCAUACUAAAGUCUGUAAGAGAAUGACAAGUGGUGGUUGUCCAAUUUGCAAGCAAGUGAUAACGUUGUGCUGUUGUUAUCAUACGAAGCACUGCCAAGAAACCAAGUGUCUUGUACCAUUCUGUUCUAAUAUCAAACAUAAAUUAAAACAACAGCAGCUUCAGCAACGUUUGCAGCAAGCACAACUGUUAAGGAGGAGAAUGGCUGUGAUGAAUACACGACCUACUGGACCAGUUGGAGCUAUGCAAGCAGGACAACAAACUUCAAACGUUGCAAUAGUUGCCGGUGUUCCUAUAAAACCUGGUGUUAGUCCAACGAAUUUACCAUCACCGCAUCAACCAGGAAUUGGUUUGAAGCCUGGCACGCAGACACCACCGGCACAUGUUUUGCAAGUUGUUAAACAGGUGCAAGAGGAAGCCGCUAGGCAACAAGCACCGCAUGUUGGUUAUGGUAAAGUAACACCAGGUGGUGGUGUUGGUGUAAGUGGUCAGGCAGGCGGUGUUAUGCCACCUCCACAAAUGCAAAGACCGAUGCCUGUGCAAAUGCCAAAUCCAGCUGGUACACAUCUUAUUCCUAUGGAUCAGUGGACCGGCAGUAGGUACCAACCUAACGCUGUGAUGCAACAAAAUCCUGGAUUGAGGCAACAAACGCCGCAACAAUUGAUGCAACAACAGCAACAACAUCAGGGUCAACCGACUAUGGCAAUGGGUGGUCAAAUGCCAAGGCAGCCAGGUGUUAUCGGAGGUCCGGUAGGUCAAGUGGCACCUGCUCAGGCUCAAAGCAAUAUGCACAAGCAUGCCUUGCAGCAAUUAAUGCAAACACUCAGAAGUCCUCAUACUCCUGAACAGCAAAACCAAAUACUACAAAUACUCAAGAGUAAUCCACCUUUAAUGGCCGCUUUUAUAAAGCAACGGGCACUUGCCCUUCAGCAACAAACUGGUCAGCACGGCGGUGGAGUAAGUGGACCAUUGGGUCCUAAUCAGCCUCAACAACAACAACCUGAUUUGCAGCAUAUGAUGUCACAGCAGCAGCAGCAGCAACAGCAGCAGCAGCAGCAGCAACAUCCUCAGCAGCAGCAGCAGCCGGGUAGGAUGCAAAUACAAGCAAUGUUGAACCAGCAGCAGCAGCAGCAACAACAACAGCAGCAACAGCAGACGGUUCAACAGCAAACGCAAUGGUAUAAGCAACAAAUGUUGGUUAUGCAAAGGCAACAGCAACAACAACAGGCUCAACAGCAGCAGCAGCAACAACAACAACAGCAACAACCUUUCACGCAACCACCUGCACCACCAUACGGCCAACAGAGACCCAUCAGGCCAUCUCUUCUUGGUUAUGGUGGAUUUAACGAGCAAAGUUAUGGUCAGCCAGGAUUGAAGCCAACGCCACCGCCAGUACCUUCGCCCCAAGGCGUUAUGGGACCCCCAGGUAUAUCCGUGCAACAACAGCUUAUGCAAUCUGUUCGUUCACCUCCACCAAUUAGAUCGCCGCAACCAAAUCCUUCACCGAGGCCGGUCCCAUCGCCACGUAAUCAACCAGUUCCUUCGCCCCGUUCUGGUCCAGUACCAUCGCCCCAUCAUCAUCCACCACACGGGACACCGACACAUUCGCCUGCUCAUGAACUAGGUGGUCCAAGUGAAAUGAUGUUAUCUCAAUUGAGCGGGGCUGGUGGUGCACCUACUGGCCAUCCUGCUACGAUGCCGCAUCAUCCGUCACCUGCCCCACCACCAACAAGUGGUACGGACACAAGUGAAGUGACACCUAUGACACCGCAAGACCAACUCUCCAAAUUCGUUGAGGGGUUGUAGUGACUGUUAGUGACGUUCGUUGUUUAUUAAGUGACUGUUUAUUAAAACUUAAGAGUUGAAGAAGAAGGAGAAGAAGAAAAAGAAGAUGAUGAAGAAAAAGAUGAAGAACACACCUUUUGCUAAUGUACUAUAAAAUACAUACAUAUAUAUAUAUAUGUGUGUGUAUGUGUGUUUGUGUGUGUGUGUGUGUGUGUGUGUGGAGGAAAAAAAAAGAGAUUAAACAUUUUCUCAUACUCGGGGUUGUUUGACGACACCAUUUAAGCUAAACUCUUAUUCGCUGUGUUUUUAUCGCCGCUAAAAAAGAAAAGAAAGAAAAAAAAAGCUGUUUGCCGCUGUUCUUUAUCGCUGUAUUAGUUGCUGUCUUGCUGUCCUCGUCGUCGUCGUCGUCGUCGUCGAUCAUCGUCGUCGAUCAUCGUCGUCGUCGUCAGCAGCAGCUAAUCAGCCCACCCCUCGACCCAGGCCCUAACCCACUCGCCCCACGCGCGCCAAUCGCCCACCCCCCACCCUUACUACCCCACCACGCCCUUCAUGAUCAGUCAAUCAGCUGGCA
This is a messenger RNA of Vespa mandarinia (Asian giant hornet), 9724 nucleotides long. RefSeq names its product CREB-binding protein. Gene Ontology annotation, cellular component: histone acetyltransferase complex; transcription regulator complex. Gene Ontology annotation, molecular function: chromatin DNA binding; histone acetyltransferase activity; zinc ion binding. Gene Ontology annotation, biological process: positive regulation of transcription by RNA polymerase II. The record is from RefSeq and is a predicted model, not a curated record. NCBI's taxonomy places the organism in Eukaryota, Metazoa, Arthropoda, Insecta, Hymenoptera, Vespidae.